CUGGUACUGAUGAGCAGGUGGUCACAUGACGAGCGUAGGGGAAUGAUCCACUGGCUCACAUGAUGCACUGGCUUGUUAUAAUAGAGUAUAAAUUGCUCAGUGCCAGUGAUGUGGGUUCUGUCUCUGUUAAAAGAGGAAGUAUGUCUGAUACUGGACUGAGCAAAAAACAUGCCCUGCCCCUCAGUUAAGCUCAAGGUUAUAUCUAUUGUCUCUCUCUUCCUCUUAAUGGUAUAAAGACUGCUGCUUCACACAGCAGCAGGAGGAAAGUUGGCAUAAAGCUACUUUAGAUCAGUGCUGAUAAAUUGCUAGGGUAUGAGAUAACUGUCUAUAUCCUGCUGCAUGUGUCAUUCAGUGCAAGGUCACUGGGAGAGCCGGCAUUCCCACCCACUGUCAGUUGUCAACUUGAUGUAAAACUAGUUUCUGUGAAGCCUGCUCAUCUAUUGCAUAGCACAUUGUCCAAUUACACUUUUUUUGCACUUUUUCUACAUCCUCAGUGACGUGUGGAUUUAGUUGGAGUGACAUCAUAAUAACAUUAUUCAAGAAAAAAAUGCAGUCAGCAGGAGGAGGAAAACAGAAUUUUGAUGACUUACCAUCUACAUUUGCGAUAGUGGGCACUAUAGUCCAUUCGACAGAACUGAGCACUAUAACUGUUAUAGAGAAUGGUGUGUUGCACGUUGCAGAUGGAAAGAUUGUGUCUGUGGGUUCCGGAGGUGAUGCGCCUGAAGGGGUUACCACAGUGCGUCUAACGUCAAACCAGUUCCUGAUGCCCGGCCUCAUCGACUCGCACAUCCACGCACCACAGUACCCGAACAUGGGCCUCGGCUACGACAAGACUCUACUAGAUUGGCUCGACACAUAUACCUACCCUAUGGAGACCAAGUACAGUGAUGUCGAGUUUGCACAAACUGUUUACAGAAAAAUUGUGGAAAGAACUCUGCAGUGCGGGACGACGACAGCGUGCUACUUCACGACGAUCCAUCCGGAGACGGCGCUGCUGCUGGCCCAGGAGGCGGCAGCGCAGGGGCAGCGCGCACUCGUCGGCAAGGUCUGCAUGAACGUCAACGCCCCCGACAACUACACUGAGACUACGGAACAGUCCGUCACGAGCACCCAGCAGUUUGUACAGGACGUCGCCAAUCUGGGGUGUGAUUUGGUAAAGCCAGUCAUUACACCACGAUUUGCCAUUAGCUGUGAUAUGGAACUCAUGACGAAGCUUGGGAAGUUGGCUCAGCAGAAUAAUCUUCAUGUACAGUCACACAUAUCAGAGAAUGAGGGUGAGGUGCAGACAGUUGCAGAAAUGUAUCCCAACUGUGCGAACUAUGCUGAAGUGUACGAUAAGGCAGGUUUACUGACAAGCAAGACAGUAAUGGCCCACGGAGUCCUGCUGAAACCUGAAGAAGUCGCUCUGCUGAAGGAGAGGGGGACAUCGAUAUCCCACUGUCCCACAUCCAACAUCAACCUACGCUCGGGUGUCUGCCCCGUGCGGACGUUGCUACAGUCCGGCCUCACAGUCGGUCUCGGAACAGAUGUGUCCGGAGGCAGCACAGAGUCGCUGCUGGAUGUGAUGCGCAGUGCCCUCAGCGUGUCUGUGCAGAAGGGCUUCGACGACAGCUCUCAGCAGCCUCUGAGUUACCAGGAGGUCUUCUACUUGGCCACCAUGGGAGGAGCCAAUGCUCUCUCUAUGGGCAACGAAGUGGGGUGCUUCAAGGCGGGCAUGCAUUUUGACGCGCUGGUUGUCGACUUGAAUGCCGGCCCCGGCACUGUCGUCUUUGAAGACCUGCCACUGAAGCCCCUGGAAAUGGUGCAGAAGUUCAUCUACUGCGGCGACGACCGAAAUAUCACCGCCGUGUUUGUCGAAGGGCGCGAACUCAAGGCGACAGCAGCAGCCGACGUGCGGCAGUUUGACUGACAAACUGCCGAGCCGGGUACAGCAGUGUGCUGCUAAAGUGCAGGUGAUUGGCUUAGCAAAACUGGCAAUUUUAAGUUGUUAUACCAAAAAGAGGAAGAAUAGAAAAUAAUUGCACAGUAUUUGAGCAGCUUUAAGAAACCAAGUGGCAUUAUUAUGUAUAUUCAGAACAUUUGCUCAACAUGGUGAUGAAGAAAUAAUACACGCAUUUCCUGGUAUCUGGAUAGAAAUGAAAAGACCUUAUCUCUGUCUGUGGAUAGUAUCAGUGAAAGAAAACAAUUGUUCUGUCGAGAUUUUACUGCCUUUAAAUGUUACCUCAAAUGUAAACAUCACGGGUUGCUUAUUAAGUAUUUCAUAAGAAAGAUAUUUUGGUAUACCAUUAAAGCAUUUAAUUACAGUAUACAACAAUAACUGACAAAGUACUUACAUAAUGUAUUAAAUGUCGUGUCCACUAAGACACUUAGUUUUUCUGCUGCUUAGUAAUAACUGUUUUUUUAGAAUACUUGUGUGUUUUUGUACUGAAGUUUAUGUCAACCAUUAUGAAUUUUUAAUAAA
Schistocerca serialis cubense is the source of this 2461-nucleotide messenger RNA. RefSeq names its product guanine deaminase (gene DhpD). The coding region runs from base 548 to 1909 and encodes 453 amino acids. NCBI's taxonomy places the organism in Eukaryota, Metazoa, Arthropoda, Insecta, Orthoptera, Acrididae. Gene Ontology annotation, biological process: guanine catabolic process. Gene Ontology annotation, cellular component: cytosol. Gene Ontology annotation, molecular function: zinc ion binding; guanine deaminase activity. The transcript has 10 exons. The record is from RefSeq and is a predicted model, not a curated record.